This is a messenger RNA of Bradysia coprophila, 2113 nucleotides long. Its product is annotated as small ribosomal subunit protein mS39. Gene Ontology annotation, cellular component: mitochondrion. Lineage: Eukaryota; Metazoa; Arthropoda; Insecta; Diptera; Sciaridae. Gene Ontology annotation, molecular function: rRNA binding; ribosomal small subunit binding; protein binding. Gene Ontology annotation, biological process: mitochondrial translation. The record is from RefSeq and is a predicted model, not a curated record.
CAGUUUUUCAAUCAAAACCUCAAGUUUUUCGGUUCGGUGACUUCGGUGUGGUUAUGUGCAACUCUUUUCGUAAAAAUUAAUUAUUUUCCACAAUCGAAAUGAGGCAUUUGUACAGAUCCUACCGUUCGUUUUGGGCUCAAAACCAAGUUCGAUUAUUAAAUGUACCGAAGAGAUUCGAUUCUACGGCAACAUCCAGUGAGAAAAUAGUGAUUCCAAAGCGGAUACAUCGCAGUCCUACUGAUAUUUUAUAUGCUCUGUCGGCUACCGUUGGUAACGAUCCAACCGCUGCACAUUAUAAAUACCAUGAUGAUCCGUUUCUGAUUCCACAAUCGAAUCAGGCAAAAAGGAGUUUCGCCUUGGCUCAAGAAGCUGGCAGAAACGCAGCUAGAUGGAUCAAACAGGAGCAUAGUAAAUUGUUUCAGCACAAACAUGCUGAUCCACCGAUUCCUGCGUACGUUCCAACAAUGGUUUACACAGAAGACAGUGAGGUGAAUGAAUCGUCGUUGGAACAGCUGAUUACAAAUUCUCAAGUGUCCGAUGCUAUUUUAGUGUACAACUUGAUGGUCAAGAGGAAUCUUAGCAUUUCCAGUGAAUUGCGGCAAAGUUUUCUUGAACUGAUUUGCUUUAACAAUCACGAGGAUUCCCUCUCUGAAGAUUUAUAUGAAGAACGUUGGUUCAGCCGCUCUUUUACAACUAAAGAACGACAACGAAAAACGUGGAAAGAUAACGACUUAGCAGAGUCCGUUUUCAAUGAAAUCGAACCAAAAAGCAGUCAAGCCUAUUGUGCGAUCAUUCGGGGUAUGUGCAAGUUCAUUCAGGUGGAGCGAGGCUAUGCUCUGUUUCAGGAUGCACUGCAACGUGAUUUACAAAUCGAUGUAGCUACGUUCAACUCAGUUAUAAACGUGAUCUCGUUCCUGAGGGAAGGCGGUCAUAACCGUUGGCAGUUAGUACUCGAGUUAUUGCAAACCAUGGUGUCACGAAAAGUGAAACCGAAUAUUGGAACAAUGAAUGCAGUUUUGUCAGUUAUUUCCACCGUCCACGGAACAGUAGCCAGAGAGUAUGCGCUGCAAACAUUAGCAGAGUUUAAAGAGCUUGGAAUCGCUCCGACAUUGGAAACAUGGUACUUCGUCUUAAGCAUUUUUUACCGUGAACGCAGUCCAAUUAGCCACGUUUUAUUUGACAUUAUGAAAGAAAUCGAGGGCAAGGAGUUUGAAAUUCAGGGAAUGAAGGACAUGUCUUUCUUUGUUGCUGCAAUGAACGUUUGCCAAAAUGAACUGAACGAUAAAGACUUGGCGAAGCGAGUUGACAACUUACUUCAUGUAGGCCAUAAUUACGACCUAAUUGGCGGUUCGCUUAGCGAAACAGUUUACUACCGCCAAUAUUUCACGGUCUUGUGCAACAAUGAGCCGCUGGACGUUUUCAUGGAAACGUACAAUGCAUUGGUGCCGAAUAUAUACAUACCUGAGCCGAUAAUUAUGACCAAAAUUCUAACGCAAGUUGACAUUAACGGUGCAUUGGAACUGAUCCCACGAUUAUGGUCAGACAUUGUUAUUUUCGAGCUAUUGAAUCAGGAGAAGAUUCUCGAUCUGGUGCUAAAGAUUAUGGUCGACAAUAAACCGAGUAAUGAUAUCCCGGCUCAAGCGAAUCUAAGCAGCAAUUUUGCGGACAUUGCAUGGCAAAUAUUUAACAGAAUUGAAGAACAGUCCGAAAGACAAAGAAAUCCUGUAACCUGGUCCGGUAAAAUGAUCAGUGACGUUUUGACGUUGGCAUGUCGCGCCGAAGACUCUGUGAAGGCUCAGAAAAUUUUCGACAAAAUCAAUAAAGAUCAAGACGUUAUUUCUGGCAUUGCCGAUCCAGCAGCGUUGGAAUUAUUUAUCAAAUUGAGUGUAUCAAAGAAACAACCCUCCAAAGCCAUUGCGGCUCUGCAGUAUUGUGUGGAGAAUAGCUUUUCCAAUAAUCAAGAACGAGGCCGCUACAUUGUGAAUGCAAUGACGCUGGACGGAAAUCAUAUCUCGAAAAUUACGAGUUUAGUUGGAACAGAAGUUCUUAAAGGCAACGAAUAGAUACAGUUCAUGUAUAGCUGUUGUAGAAUAAAUAAAUUAGCUUUACAAAU